Molecule: messenger RNA, 5214 nt
Organism: Rhopilema esculentum
Lineage: Eukaryota; Metazoa; Cnidaria; Scyphozoa; Rhizostomeae; Rhizostomatidae
Product: pinopsin
Biological process (GO): G protein-coupled receptor signaling pathway
Cellular component (GO): membrane
Molecular function (GO): G protein-coupled receptor activity
Source: RefSeq, a predicted model, not a curated record
AUAUAUUAGAAAUUACUCUUUUGGUGUAAAGAACAGGACGGUUCUAAGUUGCUACUAUGUGUUUCAUGUUUAGUUAAUGCGAUCGACAGGCAAAUGUUAAAGCUACUCUGUCUAUGAGUGUUAUUACAUUUACUAACUGUUGAAACUACUAUCUAUAUGGGUAAACAUGCAGGUUUUCAUUUUCUGAAGUCUCAUUUGAUCUUGUUACCGUAUGAUUGUUGAUGCAAAAGAAAUUUUGUCAUGGCGCAAAAACAUGAAGAUAGUUUCAAGGAUUAGCCAUUGGAAGAAUAGAAAUGAAAUCAAGGAAAAACUUUUUUGGUCAAAGAAUAGAAAUUGUACGUGUUUGUAUUGAAAACCUCAGAAUCUAUGAUUCCUUGAAGCAGUUUCAUAAAAUCAGCCAUGUGUCUGAAAAGCGUGUAUAAUCUAAUUGCGUCUAACGGUGAAAGGCCUACAAACUUUAUAUAGUUUAUUGGAAACAGCAUGGUCUCAGUAUAUGAUGAUAGAAUGGAUUCCUAAUAAAGAAAACUGUAAGCUCUAAAAUGUCUUCCCAGCUGUAAACAUCGUUGAACAAAAGACUGGGAUGUUACAAGCAUUCAGCCUUUUGGUAAAAACGUCAGACCGCCACUUAGUAAGAAGGUUUAUGUGGUGUGAUUCAUCGCAGAUGCAGUGUUGGCGACAAUCGUCUAAAAUAGAGACUUUAAAAAACAAAAGAGCCUUGCUUCUGAAAAGAACCCAGUUCUGGGCUUUUCAAAGUUUAAUAAUUUCGUAAAUCAGAAUUUUGGAAUCUGAAUGAAAAGUUACAUGGAAAAGAAGGGCCCUAAUGCCGAACCGUGCGGUACUCCUCUUGAAAGUGCACUUGUCUUCGGUAUACAAGCGCUUUCUUCUUGAAUAUUUUUUCUCGCAUAGCAUAUGAACUUCAUUUGUACCACUGCUUUUCCUUUAUAAGUUUCAAUAAGUAACGUAAUGUUUUGAAGGAAAUGAAUUCAAAUGAACAGUUCUUGUAUACUGACGACCCUGAUUGCGAUUCAGAGUUUAAAUUCAUUUGUUAGCCUCGCUGCGGUUUAGAUUUUGCAUCACAGUUGCUUUGCAGUUGCUUGCCCUCCUAGUCGGCAGAAAAAUAUUUUUAUUUCUCAUCUCUCUAAGAUCGAAUUUUGAUUAGGGUAGCUCAUUGGACCUCUGAAUUUUGAUUAGCUUUUAACUUUCCGUAAGGCUAGUGAGCCUGCAUUAUUGUUCCAUUGACUCAAUUGAUGACAGAUAACUGUUUUCAGUUUGCAGUCGUCUAGUGAUCGAGAACGUAUUUUUCAUCUUGCAGGGGAGUUAUUUAUGGUUUUUUCAAUAAGAUUGACUUCAAUUGACUCUUUCGCACUGGAAUAAAAUAUUGAAAUGAAUGUAAAAAAGGUAUGCUAUGAUCUUUGAAAAAACUGAAAACCAAAGCCUGAAAUAUUUAAGCUCAGUCAUGCAUUUUCUUAUAUAAUCCAAUAAAAAGUUACAAUACAUGUUACUGUCUACACUACUAAUAAGAACUACUUUGCAAUACUACUGGGACGAAACCCCCCGGGAGACAAAAGGCUGUGUCUACCACAAGGGCAUUAACACAUAUAUACACAUAAAUAUAAAAAUGAGAAGUAAAAAUACGUUUUAGGUAAAAAAAUGGUUAAGUUGUGUACAUUUUAAAUUGAAACGACCUUAUUCAAACCGACUAGCAUUGCGGAUGAAUUCUAGAGUCAAGUUGAAAAAGUCUCUAUUGACGCCAUAAGGGAAAUUUUCAUUGCCAUAUAGUAAAAGCUGAGUUAGAGCCUUAUUUGACAGGUUUGUAGGUCCAAGAGGUCGUAAUAUGUCAAAGACUCCAGCAAGAAGAUCUUGUCGUUGAGCAUCGAAAAAAGGGCAAAGCAACAUAAAAUGGUCCGCAUCCUCAAUGCCAUCAUUCGAAGGGCGCAUUGGGUUUAAAGUAUUCCUAAAAUUGUUUUUGAAUCUGUGAAAGUUUAAUUUCCCUACAUCAACUCUAAGAUGAGUAAGAAGGGGUAAACCUAUUAGGUCAUGAACUCUGAAGAGAGACUUUGCAAUGGGGUGAAUAAUUGACAAAAACGUUUCCUUGAAAAUGGCGACGGAUGGUGCAAGUCUAAGCUCUGGUUCACUAUUGUUCCAUUCAGAUAAACAGUGAGAAUAGAAACUAGAUUUGAAUUUCCUGUUCUUGCCAUUAUUUGCCCUACGACGUCCUGACUGCAAAGAGAGUAAUGUGACUGAUGAAGCUGAGAGAUUAGAUCCAUCAUCUAAAUGGAGGUGAAAUCAUUUACAAUCUUGCAAAACAAAGUAAAUCUGCUCCACCUAUGGGAACUUAAUGAUUCCCAGCCGAGCUCUGCAUACAAUUUUUGUCGCGAAGUUUCCCCCCCCCCCCAUGUACCAGUUAUAGCUAGAGCAGCAGAAUACUGAACCAACCACGUAGCUGUAGAUGUCGGCUAUGGUGGGCAAACUCGAGCAAGAGCCAUACCUGAGGGGGGCAGGAUUUAAAACAAGAGAGCAGAUAUUAACAAACAUAUAUGUUUGGACUAAAUAUCAUUUUGAAAAAGGGUUCAUUGCACAGCCUCCCCCCCCCCCCGUGCCGUGCCUCCCUGCAGCUACGUGGCUGAUACUGAACAGACUCUAUCCUUUCCAUAAGACUUGGUAAAAAGUAUUCUGACUGAGUUGGCACAUUUUAGCCGGGAUAUGGUGUAUAACAUCCCCAUAAUCCAGGGGAGGUCGCACAUAGAGAUGGCUGAUUUGAUGUGAGCAGCAAAAAGAAAGCUUUGAAUCCAAGAUAACCCUAAGAUGUUUAUGUUCAUUGACUAUCUUCACUGGGAUGUUAUUAAACAGUAUCUUUGGAUGAUCAAUUCCAAUCCUUUUCCUUGAAAAUAUUAACUCAACUGCUUGUUUUUGUUGGUCAGGAUUAAAUGACGUGAAAGUCAUGCAUGACAAAGUAGAAAGUAAAGCGACAACCUCCCAAUGACACUGAUCACAGAUAACGAUGGUGAACACCAAAGAUGAUCGAAAUAAUGAAGAAACGAAACGGUUUCUUUUUGUGAGAUGCCUGUAAUUAUCUAUAAUACGACAUACCAUUGAUGAAGAAGAUUACUAAUGUGUGUCGCAGUUGCAUAUGAUUGUGCUAAUUCUCAACAGGAAUUUCUUUCCCGAAUUUCCAGCUUUAGAUAUUGCAGACUUUAAUCAAAAAUUUUGUUUUCAGUUAGGUUAGGUCACUCAUACUUUUUCAACCUGCAAGCAAAAUUGGCUAACAUGCUGUGCUAGAAAGACCAGUGUACUUGACAACUUGCAUAUUGAUAAAUGUAAUGAAUUAUGCAAAACAAAGUGCAAGAAGCAUAUAAAAUCAAAGGAACGUCUUAAACAGAGAGCAUUAAAUACAGCACAAUGUAUUCCAUUAUACUAGUAGUUGCUUUGAGUUUGACAGAUUUUGUUUCUUGUCUGCUGAAUGCGAUUGUAUUAUACGCAUUUUGUCGAUUAAGAUCACGUUUAAUUGCGAAGGAUAUGUAUAUCAUCGGUAUGGCAAUCAGUGACGUUCUUCAGUGUGCACUUGGCUACCCUCUCGAAAUAUUCUCGUCUCAGCAAGGGUCAUGGACGUUAAGUCACUCCUAUUGUAAGGCUUCAGGAUUCUUCAUAACAUUCCUCGGCUUAGUGUCUAUCAACUACCUGGCUGUCGUUGCAUUUGACCUCUACAUCUCCAUCUGCAAGCCCUAUUUUUCAACAGUGUAUCACGGAAGCCAGAAAUUCGUCGUAGCGUCUAACGUUUUUCCUUGGCUGUUCUCGUUUUUCUGGGCAGUUGUUCCAUUUCUUGGCUGGUCAAGCUACGCUCUAGAGGACGACAAUCUUCGAUGCUCAAUCAACUGGAAUGGCAAAUCUGCCAGCGACAAAAGCUACGUGGCAGCCCUGUACGUGUUCUGCUACAUCUUGCCCGUUGGAAUGAUGCUCUUUGCUUUUAGUGCCGUGAAGAGGGAGCUACGCCAAAUGCAGAAACGUGCAGUCGAAAUGGCCGGAAUGCAGAUGGAGGCAAUGAUGGAGACCGUGCAAGCGGAGAAACGCCACACCAAACUAGCAAUUGUCAUGUCAACUGCUUUUGUCGUGUCUUGGACGCCAUACACCGUCAUCUCCUUUUGGUCAUCCUACUUCAAGCACGUUGCAACUGUGCCGAAGUACCUGGGCACAAUUUCAGCCGUGUUUGCAAAGUUGUCAACUUUGUGCAAUCCCAUCAUUUACUCGUUCCUGCAUGCAAAAUUCAGACGCAACCUUGAUUUACCUUUUAUCGGCAAAGUCUUCAAGCAAAACACCGUCAAUCCAGGAUGGGAAUCGAGCGUCAGACCAACGUCAUCUACAGGCAAUAAAACUUUAGUUGAUUAGCAAAACAUGUUUGCAGUUGAUUAAACUUCAACGAACUAUCACUGAUUUUACUUUUUCACGUACUGAUUGUAGCGGAUUCUUUAGUGCACUUAUAGCGAUCAUUCUCUAUUGUUAUGUUAUUGUUUGAAUUUGACUCACUUUAGAUCAUUUCAGUGAAAAACGUUUCCAAAGAAGUAUCAACGACUUAACUUAACAAAUAGUACUGUUUUGGUUUCAAUGCAUAUUUCCAUGAAAAUAAUACUAGCUUAAUCAAUAUGACAGCUCUAAUCAUAAGAUUUAUUUAUUUGUGUCAUCAGAUUGAGAAGAAUAAAAGCUUGCAAACUGAGAGAACUGGGGAAGAGGAGCUGAUAAUGAGAACUUGAUGAGGUUAAACUUUUUCUUACAAAACUCAAACGAGCUUUAUCUGCAGGAAAAGGUUAGAAAAGACUUCGGAAAUAUCUUAUAUCUUACCGGAGGAAUAUCUCAAUUUUGUCAUUGCAUAGCGGGGCUUGUAUGUGGAGAUUCCCCUGUUUUACAAGAUUAUGGACCCAACAAACAAGCCUUAACGAGACUUCAACAAAUACCCACUUUUUUCUACCGAUUAUCUACAUUCAGCUACCCCGCCAAGACUUUGUAGCGAACAGGGGAUUAGCGAUUCAAUGCCAGCAAGCCUUUAAUAGGGUUCAAACUGCCUCAGAUGUCCCUUGCUACUUUGGGUAGGAUUGAACAGACAACAUUAACAUAUGGAAACGCGUCUGCUCUUUGUUGUCAUCAAGCAAUGGCUGGUUCUUACACAUUCAUGAUCGACGCUCAUUACAAGUGAAAAGAUAAAUCUGUAAAUACCUCCAAGUC